Molecule: messenger RNA, 1620 nt
Organism: Tupaia belangeri chinensis (Chinese tree shrew)
Lineage: Eukaryota; Metazoa; Chordata; Mammalia; Scandentia; Tupaiidae
Gene: RHAG
Product: Rh associated glycoprotein
Exons: 10
Coding region: 69-1358 (429 amino acids)
Biological process (GO): ammonium homeostasis; ammonium transmembrane transport
Cellular component (GO): plasma membrane
Molecular function (GO): ammonium channel activity
Source: RefSeq, a predicted model, not a curated record
AGCCCUCUGUACUUAUCAACCUCUCACAGCUGCAAGGUCCUCAGUGUGCCUCUGUCCUUCGCCACAACAUGAGGUUCAAAUUCCCUCUCAUGGCUCUAAGCCUACAGGUUGCCAUGAUAAUUUUGUUUGGAUUAUUUAUUCACUAUGAAACAGAUCAGAAUCUUCAACAGCGGCUCAACACCACCACGUCAACACAUAAGGACAGAUUCUUUGAGUUAUAUCCUUUAUUCCAAGAUGUGCAUGUUAUGAUAUUUGUUGGGUUUGGCUUUCUCAUGACCUUUCUGAAGAAAUAUGGCUUCAGCAGUGUGGGUAUCAACCUAUUAAUUGCUGCUCUGGGUCUCCAGUGGGGCACUAUUACACAGGGGAUCCUACACAGCAAAGGACAGCAAAUCCACAUUGGAAUCACAAAUAUGAUAAAUGCAGACUUCAGUACAGCUACUGUUCUAAUUUCUUUUGGAGCUGUUUUGGGAAAAACAAGUCCAGUUCAAAUGCUGAUCAUGACAAUUCUAGAAAUUGCUGUCUUUGCUGGCAAUGAAUACCUGGUUGUUGAGAUAUUUCAGGCCUCUGAUACUGGAGCAUCAAUGGUCAUCCAUGCCUUUGGGGCCUACUUUGGUUUGGCUGCUGCAGGUGUCUUAUAUCGAUCUGGCCUGAGAAGGGGGCAUGACAAUGAGGAGUCUGUGUACCACUCAGACUUGUUUGCAAUGAUUGGGACUCUUUUUCUAUGGAUGUUUUGGCCCAGCUUUAAUUCGGCCAUCGCUGAACCCGGAAACAAACAGUACAGGGCCAUCGUGAACACGUACUUGUCACUCGCUGCCUGUGUACUCACAUCCUACGCAUGCUCCAGCCUCGUUGAGCACCGAGGCAAGCUGGAUAUGGUUCACAUUCAGAACGCCACCCUUGCUGGGGGAGUUGCGGUGGGCACCUGUGCAGACAUGGAGAUUCACCCUUACGGUUCUAUGCUCAUCGGGAGCAUUGCAGGAAUCAUCUCUGUGUUUGGGUACAAGUUCCUGACGCCACUUUUUGCUACUAAACUGCGCAUCCAUGAUACAUGUGGGGUCCAUAACCUGCACGGCUUACCUGGUGUGGUGGGAGGCCUUGCAGGCAUUGUGACAAUAGCCAUGAAAUCAUCUGACAUGUCUCAGGUGGCUAUGCAGGCAGCUGCACUGGGUUCUUCCAUCGGAACGGCGGUUGUUGGAGGUCUCAUUACAGGAUUAAUUCUCAGGUUACCUAUCUGGGGACAGCCACCAGACGAAGACUGCUAUGAUGAUGCUGUGUAUUGGGAGGUCCCUAGGAGGAGAGAACAUGACGAUCACUUCCAUGAACACAGUGACUACAACCAACUGGAACCUGACGUCUAAGUGACAUCCCUGUGCUUCUGCUUCCUUUCCUAUUCCCUAACUUAAAUCAAUGAAAAGGAGGAUCCAAAGGAAAUAAGGACUUUGGUAGACAGAUCUUAUACUCCACAUGACUAGUGUUAAAAAAUGUUUUUGUCUGGUGCUCUUCUUGAUGGUCAGUAAUUGUUUAAUUGAAGAGAUGUGACUCAUAAAACAGAUGGUCAAAUGAUUCUACCCAGAACUCCUAGUUCUGUCAGUAGGUUAGGGACAGAGUGAACGUUUGAUA